AUGAUUCGUCCUGAAUUGCAUUCCUACUUGUUUAUGAUAGAAUGUGUAGCAGUUAACAUAAAACGUUUAGAAGUACCUUCGCUAGUGAAGACGGGAACUGAAUCAGUAGUGUUGGACUGCGAGUACAAUACCAGUUCGGUUUCGGGUCCCGGACUUGUUAUGAAGUGGUUCUUCAACGGUUCUUCGGGUCUGGUGUAUCAGUGGAUUCCACCGAUGCAACCGCAAGUUAUCGGCUUAUUAAAAGGAAAGGUUGAUAUGAGCUUUAAGAUAUCCGAUGAGCCAUUACAGGCGUACAGAGCUAUAAAAAUACUAAGACCCACUACGGACCUGAGUGGAAACUAUACGUGUGUCGUAUCAACUUUUAUGGAGGAAGACAGGCAAACAAGGUCCAUGCUUGUUUACACCACAGGAAAAAGCUUUUAUUUCAUUCAGGAGAAGAGAUAUGUGUUCCUAGUGACCCUCAUAUGUGUCGCCGAAGAUCUGUAUCCGAAGCCGGUGAUGAUAAUAUCCGCGCGGGGAACCCCCUUAAACCAAGCAGUAACAGUAAUGAGUAUGAACUCCUGGGGCUUAUAUACGGUGGAGACAAAAGCCGUGGUGCACGACGAUGACGUCAUCAGCCCUUGGGAAGAGUUCCUGUGUACGCUCAGUUUGCCCCCGGCCAACUAUACGGAAAACAGAACUACUGUAUAUUAUCCCGGGUUAAUGCCGACAGCUCAUAUUGCGGCCAUUGAGACGGAGAAAUCACAACAACGGCACACCAAUAAUAGUCCAAUCACACCAGCUUGUAACACGUUCGCGUUAUACAUCCUAGUGUUAUUCAUAAAGUAA
Molecule: messenger RNA, 828 nt
Organism: Manduca sexta (tobacco hornworm)
Lineage: Eukaryota; Metazoa; Arthropoda; Insecta; Lepidoptera; Sphingidae
Exons: 7
Coding region: 1-828 (275 amino acids)
Source: RefSeq, a predicted model, not a curated record